Molecule: messenger RNA, 607 nt
Organism: Octopus sinensis (East Asian common octopus)
Lineage: Eukaryota; Metazoa; Mollusca; Cephalopoda; Octopoda; Octopodidae
Product: chromodomain-helicase-DNA-binding protein Mi-2 homolog
Exons: 1
Coding region: 134-607 (157 amino acids)
Biological process (GO): negative regulation of DNA-templated transcription
Molecular function (GO): transcription corepressor activity
Source: RefSeq, a predicted model, not a curated record
UUUUUGUUCAGAAAACGAUUUAACCUUCCACAAUAUAGAUUUCUCGACAUUUGAAUCGAAUUUAACUCAUAAAGAUUUUGCACAGAAACUAAAACCAAUUCUUCGCUCAAAGUAUCGCAAUUUAGGAAGCAAAAUGGGAAAAUCUCUGAUAAUAAAGUACUUUAAAGACUACAAAAACGAGAACAAAUCUCACAUAAAUCUCCGCAAACGUCGUCAAACAAGUAUGAUUAACUUUAUUCAGGAUAUCUACAAAACUCAGAUUCUGGCUCAGACUCAGACUUGCCUCCAAGAAAGGCAAAAAAACGAUCAAAAGUUGUCCAAUUUAUUCAAACUAAAGAAUUUCGAAGACGACAGCGACCAAAGCGAAGACAUGUACACCGAACUACGUCCAAGGAAGCGCAGAUUGGAUUCCGACAACGAAGAAAUGUCCAACAUGGAGGAAAACCACGAUUAUUGUGACAUUUGUAUGCAAGGUGGGGAAAUUAUGCUGUGUGACUCCUGUCCUCGCUCUUAUCACCUGAUUUGCAUUCUUCCUGACAUGAACAAUCCUCCAGAAGGGGUUUGGAAUUGUCCGACAUGUGUAUAUCCACUUCCCGACCACGUAUAG